Messenger RNA from Aplysia californica (California sea hare), 3147 nucleotides. Its product is annotated as angiopoietin-related protein 6. Bases 200 to 955 code for a protein of 251 amino acids. The transcript is spliced from 6 exons. The record is from RefSeq and is a predicted model, not a curated record. Lineage: Eukaryota; Metazoa; Mollusca; Gastropoda; Aplysiida; Aplysiidae.
GAGUCCCUACGUCACUAGACUAGCUCGCGGAAAUCCCAACUCGCUAGAUUUAUUACUUCCUCAUUAUCGUGCUGUGGACUGAUCAACAGUCGACGAAAAUCAAACCAAAAGCUUUGUGUGACCGGUCCCAGUUACACAGUCAGAACGAUUUUUAAGAAAGGCAUUGAAACUGAAGAAGGCAGCGUUUCAGUUAAUCAUUAUGUCUUGUUGUGGAAAUAAGUCUUUCCAGGCCAUCGUCCUUGUUGCUUGUGUUUUUGUUUUGAUUGCGCCAGCGCCAAGCUCUUCGACAGUGGCAGAACACCUCAACGCAAAAGACAAAACAGAUCAUGUCGACUGCCACUCUCUAAUGAAAGCGGGAUAUAAUGUGUCAGGAGUGUACCGCCUGAAGCUGAAUCUCAAAGAUGUCUCGGUGCCCUGUGAAUUUAGAGGCGGCAAUGCAUACGCACUGAUUCUGCAGCGUGUUCAUGGCAGUAUCUCUUUCACUCAAUCUUGGGGAGCCUAUGAGACUGGAUUUGGCUCACCUUCCUCUGAUUAUUGGAUUGGUUUAGCCACAAUCUAUGCUCUCACCCUACAAGGUAACAAUAAAUUGCAGAUCAACACUCAGGACUGGAGCGGCACUGCAAAAAAUGGGCUAUAUAAUUAUUUUAGUCUAGAAGAGAGAAACACAAGAUAUCGCUUGCAUGUGGGUGGCUAUCACGGUACUUUGAUAGAUGAUCUGUCCUACCACAACAACAUGCCAUUCUCAACUGUUGAUGCCCCAGACCCUUAUGGUUGUGCAGCUGGGACAAAGGCAGGAUGGUGGUACAACUACUGCGCCUACGCCCUGCCCACAGGCAUCUACUACAUUGGUGGCCCCUACAGACCUUCUGGGUCUAUGUAUGACGGGAUUUACUGGAAGGACUGGCAUGGCUAUGACUACUCACUUAAGUACAUUUCCAUGACGCUGUCUCAUUAAAUUGAUCUUCUUGCAGCAAGACUCCUAUCAUUCAGAUUCAUACGUAUUUUGUUGAGCUUUGUAUGAUGUUUCAGAUUGAUGGUUGUUUUCUAUACUUGCUUUUGGACGCUGUAUUUUUAUUUUAAAAGCCUUUAUGUUUUUCAGAUGUCAUCUUUUUGCACAUUAGCUAUUUGGAAAAACUGAUAUUUCUUAAUGCCUAAUUGAAAUAGCCAAAUUCUGUUAUGUUGGCCCUACAAUACUGCAUAAUUUGGAGAAAGUAUUCUCCUUAAAUCAUUGAGAUUUUUUCAGAUCCCCACUUUUUAAAACUUGUUAUUCUAUGCAUUGCAAUUUCCCUUAAUGCAAUGACAAAUUUUAGCAGAUCUGGUUAACACAAAGAAAUUUUGGAACGUUUGUUCCUUCCUCCCUGCUGACUAGUCUCUUUUCCUUUUUUCCCUGUUCACAGUAACCUGCCAUUGUCAGUACACAUCACACAACACGCAUUCAAUAGACAUUGACCCCUCAUUGAGUUGUCUUACCCACUUUCCAUGUGUAGCGGAUGGUGAGAAAGUGGCUUUGUUUUAUGGGUUGGGCUGACAAGACAUGACCAAUUGUCCAAAUUUAAUAGGAACAUCCCUUUUUUUAAAUUUUUAGAUUCUCUUUAUAAUGUGCAGCUAUGAUUUAUUAAUUUCAUGUUUUAUUAUUGGUUUUUGUUCUGAAACUGAAAAUUAGCAUGGGAAUCAUAAUGUAAAGAGCUACAACCUUCCUUGAAUCUCAUUCUGUGCAGUCAAGGUAUCCACAUUAGGUUGAAAUUAAGGUAUCUCUUUUUUCAAUUUCCAAAACCUAAAGCUAGUUUCUGGUCAUGAAAAAUUCGCUUUAGAGAUUUUUUACUGUAUAUUAUGAUCAGAUUUUGAACACAUUUGAACAAAAAUUGUUGAUUAUUAUUGCUAAAUUAAAACAUAUUGAUUUAGAAAAUGCAAUGUUACUGCCAUAGCAGUGUUACCAUGGCAAUGAAAGAUGAAAGUCUAAUUAAUAUACCUGAUUGUCAGUCUAGACGUUUAAAUAAGUCAACUUAAUUGGAAACCAAGAAAAUUUCAGUCAUCUUAGGAGCUCAGAUAAUCUAUAUAUGUAAACCUGUAAUAUUUGCUUCCGUUUUCCACUUUCUGUUUUCUUUUGCUUAUAAACUAAGGGAUGGACGCCACCUGUGAUACUGAUAGAUUUUAUUUCUCAAUUUUUGUCUUUAGUAGUAUAAUUCUUUCUCUCUGUGUUCCUUUUUACCAGCACUAUAGUGCAGUCAAAAAUUUGUGGCGCAACAUAUCCUCAAAUAUCUAUUUAACGGGUAAAUCAGUGUCACCCAUACUUUGCACUGAAUUUUGUGUCAGUUUGUCUCAACUUAAUCGUAUUUUUCCACAACAAUUUAGGCUAGAUUUACUUUUCUUAGUAAUUUAUUGAAAAUAAAAUACUAUAAAUCUCCAUCUCGCGGAAAAUGGAAUUAUGCUCGGCACUUUCCGCUUCUGACAAACAAUUUGCAUAUGCAUAUAUGUAUACAUGUAUAUAAUAUAUGGCCUAUAUCACAGCUCUCCAAUGACACUUUUAGUGGUAAAACUUGUUACUAGAAAAUCAGUUUAUUGAGAACACUUUUUUUGCACCAAAAGGUUUUCAAAGCAUGUGUUUUAAUAAACGUAACGUCGUGAUUAAAAAUAGAUAACGGAUUUCCUUUUAUAAGAGAUAUUGUCCCAGUUGUAAACCUUUUAAAAUCUGUGAUAACUACUCACUGGGUAUAUUAAUUAAAAUACAUUCAGGAAUUUUCUCGAAUAAAUCUAACAGGUGUUUUACCAAAAUAUUGAUCUGUAAAAGCAAAUUGACACAAAUCAUUGUGCAAAGCUGGAGAUGUUAUGUUCACUAGUCGAAGAAAUAUUUGACAAAAAGUUGUUCCACACAGUUUUGGCUGCUCUAUAAAUCACUACUAUUGUGUCAUUAUGUCUCUCUUUCACUCAAUCAAAACUUGGCACUACUUUUAGAAUACAGUAUUUUUAAAUCAGAGCCGUCCCUAUGAUACAUGACUAUGCUCACAUUUAUGUCAUAUAUUUCUGUUUUUUUGCCUAAAUGUAUCGAGUCUAACAUUCCAGAAUUGGUCAGUGCUUGGGUGUGGUGUUGUCCAUUUUGUGCAAGAGUAUUGACUUUCCUGGCCAAAAAAUAAAUCUUUUUCUACUUAA